AUACAAGAAUCAACUAACAACUAACCAUAACACAAACACUUAUUAUGAGGGCUGUAAUUGGAAUAAAAAAUGACAUAGAUAUCAAAGACACAGAAGCAACAAUUUCACCUCACAAACAGGUUGCAGCAUUUUUGUUUCAAUGCCUUUGGUUAUUUGAUAAUGUCAUUUUUUUGUCACGCACAGCGAGUGUUUUGGCAGCACUAAAAGUAAAUUUCUUCAUCAUAUUCCUUUACAGUUUCGGUUCUGGGUGGGCAAGUCACAACACAAAUCCAGCAUUUUCUUAAUUUCUUGUGCCUAUAACAUACCACUUCACGUUAAAACAUGUCAGCAACCCAUGGCAAAAACCUUUAUACACAGUGUUACAACUAAGACAACAAGUCAAGACAACAGUGAGAAUGAAAAAAAGAUAUGUGCAGUUUUCCUUGUUAUCUCUUAGUUUCCAUUUCAAUUGUAAGCUUUUAAAAUGCAAAGCUAGUCACAUGAAAUACAGUAGAAGAAUCCCAGCCUUCAUAGACUCACUCUCUUUCUGAUACACGCUGAAAAUGGAUCUAAAAUUCAAAGAAGAGAUCAGGAUUGUCCUCAUUGGAAAAACAGGGGUUGGGAAAAGUUCAUCCGGAAACACCAUUCUUGGAAAGGGAGUUUUUCACAAAACCUCAAGCUCCAAGUCUGUGACUAGACAGUGCACAAAGGCUUCAGAAAAUAUUAAUGAUAAAGAAAUCACAGUGGUGGACACUCCUGGAUGGUGUGAUACAGACUUAUCUGAAGAAGAGUUGACAGAAGAAACAUUGAAAUGCAUUGACAUGUCUCAACCUGGACCACAUGUUUUUCUGCUGGUGCUGGCAAUUGGUCGCUUCACAAAAGAAGAGAAAGAAACAGUCCAGAACAUACAGGAGAUCUUUGGUGAAGAUGCCAUCAAAUACACAAUGAUUCUGUUCACGAGAGGAGACGAUCUAGAGGGGAAAAGUAUUGAUGAGUAUGUAAGAGAUGCUGCAGCAGAUCUCAAAGCUUUAGUUGAUCAGUGUGAAGGCAGAUAUCAUGUUUUCAACAAUAGAGAUAAAAGCAGUGACCAAGUGUCAACACUUCUUCAGAAGAUCCAAGAUAUGGUGAGAGACAAUGGUCUGUGCUUUUCCAAUACAACAUAUGAAAUGCUAGAGAAACAUAAUAAAAGACAGGCAGAUUUACAACAGCAAAUGCAACAUGCUGAGAAAGAAAAAGAAAGGAAUAUGGCUGAGCUUCAACAAAUGAAGAAAAUGAUUGAUCAAGAGAAAUCACACCAAGAGCAGCUAAAGGACCAACUGAGACUUCUGGAGGCUGAAAAUCAUAAGAUGAGCUGUGUGCAGAUGGAGCUGGAGGAACAAAAAUUGAAGCAUUGCUUAAAGGAAGAGAAGCUGAGGAGUGAAAGUGAAGAGCAUAACAAUAGAAUGGAGAAAGAGAUCCAAAGGUUGCAACUGGAGAACCAAACCAUCCUAACAAAAAUGCAAGAGCUGCAACAACAACAGCAACAGCUACAGAAGAUAAUAUCUGAUAGCAUGAAUAAAUGCAGUAUUUUAUAAAAAAAAAAGUAUUCUCUAUCUAGAUAAUUUUUCAGGCUUUCAAAACUGCACAUCCAAACAUUAAUUAAAGAUAUGUCAUGACACAAAUGUACUGUAUAUUAAUUAUUAAAAAUGGUCCCAUUGGAAUUAUAAGGUUCUAUCUGCGUUCUGAGCAGUUUUGAGAUAUUGAGCUUCAAAGUUUUUGCAUUACAUGGGGAACAAGUUUCUUUCAAACAUGAAAAUAACAUGUAUAAUUAAUACAAUUAUAUAUUUACACAUAAUAGGUGAACGAUAUUUCAUAAACAUGUUUCUAAAGAAGUGUAAUCUUUAUUGUGAUUAUGAGUACAUUUAAGGUAAAGGCAUUGCUCUGUAAAAUAUGACAUUGUGUACAUAAAAUAUUUGAUCAUCAAAUAAAGUUUCUGAAAAUUAUAUAACCCAAAAAUAUGUACAAAUAUAUCUAAAACCACAGUACACAAGAAUUUCAUUCUUUUCAUAUAUUUAUAAAACACAAAUAAACACAACAAAAGUUGACCACUGUGCUGUACAGAGAGAAUAAUAAAAUAAAAUAGAAAUCAAAACAGUAAUAAUACAAGAGACAUCACCAAAAUUAAGAAAAUGCAAGACUAAAAAGAUAAGACUGGAACUUUGAUUUAAAAUCAUAAACAGACGCAGGGCUGGACUGGGACGAAAAAUCGUCCCUGGCAUUUUGGCCCAGACUGGCCCACUACAUCGGAUCUCAAAUACUAAUGAUUAAAGACGGAGUCCAUGAUGUUUGAAAGCCAAUGUUGAUAUUUGAAAUCACCUAAACAAACACGCCCCUACCCCAAUAGAAUCUGGACCUUCUGUUGAUAGACCUCACACAUACACAACCCAGGCAACGAUGACGGUUAGUAGACACGCUCCUUACUGCUGAUUGGCUAUAAGUGUGUUUUGGUAGUCGCCCCGUCUCCUUUUCCAAAGCGUUUUUCAAACAUCGUGGACUCCGCCUUUAAGUAGAAAAGUAUAAGAGCUGACACGUGACAUUACAAUAAAUGCAAGUCCUGUAGAAGGCUUUGCAGGUUUUAAAAAUCUGCUAAUUGUCUUAGCCAGUGUGCACAAUUUGUAAACUAACCAUUCUGACCACCUUAUGAUAACAAUGAGACCUGAACAAAAGUAACAAUGUAGUCGCAGCCACGAUUCGUGCUAUUACGGUAAGCGUAAGCGUUGACGCUUCCCAUUCACUUUUAAUGGGUGACGUCAAGCGUUGGCGAACAGAAUUGUGGAUCCUUUAGCACCGCGUCACUGCCGUUGCUCGUGGCAGAAGUUGAAGAUUUCUCAACUUUUCAAGCGGCAACGCGAGCAUCAGCCAAUCAGAGCCUAGGCAGAGCCAGCCAAUUACGUUUAUGGAAGACCGGAGCAUGUGCUGCGGCCACUGUGAUUGCCUGUUGGACACACUUCAGACAAGCCUUCCGUCAAGGGUUAACGUUUUCGCCCCGUGUGAAUGCGCCGUUACAGUGUCUGCAAAAUAUUUUGAUAGUUUUUUUUUCUAAACACCGUUUACCAAUUCCAAACCACAGCAAUUUUAAUAACUACCAUUCAUUUUUGUAUAUAUCCUUUCAUCAUAUUUUUGUGACCCUGCUGACCCAAUCAGGAUUUCUUGUCUAAUGGUGACAACUCAAUUUUGCAAUUUUUAUAGCAUGGCACCUUUCCUAUGGACAUUAAAUAAUGAAUUUUCCAGAGUGUGUUAAACCCGUAUUGGCCCAUUUUACCUGUAAAAAUAAAAUGACUUUUAUCAAUGGGAUAUCUAACGACUGUGUUUUAAAAGCAGUUCUGCUUACCGAGGUCCACUCGCUUCUCCCUCGUCUCUUAUUUUGACAGACGCACACCAACGCUGCAUGCUCCAUAAUAAAUCCUGAAAAGUUUUUUAAAAUGUGAUUGGGCUAGCCACAUGUCAAAUAAAAAAGAACCAAUGGGCUGCGGAUUAGGUGUCUCAUGGGCCGGUCUGUCCGAAAAAAACAAACAUCUUUUGCUAUUUUUUGGGGGAAAAUGCAGUACAUUGCCACCCUGCCUUUUAGCGUCAUUAAUGAAUUACGUAAAAACAGAAAGAAAGCAACGGGCCGCGAUGGUCGAGUGUUAUGGGCUGGUCAGGCAAAAAUAGUAUGAGAUGUAUCGACACAAAAAGUACGUCCGGGAAAUUGCCGGGUCUGCCAGAUGGCCAGUCCGCCCCUGAACAGACGAAGCAGAUCUUACAGAUAAAGGAAGACUGUCCCAUUACUUAGGACUGGCCACUGCAUUCUCAUUUGCAUUCUCAUUGUGUAGUGCACUAGAGUGUUUCCUGUACAUAUGACAAUAAACUCUUGAAUCUUAAAGCUUUCUGUAUGUUAAAUUAUCCUAUUCAAAAGUACUGUACAUAUCUGCAUAUCUCAUGCUAAACAUAGGCAAAGCCAGUUGUCAGUUGUCAAAAAACCAGUUGGACAUAUGACAGAGUAUUUCUGCGCCAAAAUGCACUUCGCCAGGGUUCUGACAAGUAAUGGAUUCAUAUGUUAGAAUAGGGGUUAGCAAAUGACCAAAAUAAAACGGAAGUCAUUCAUUUCCUAUGGAGAGUUGCAAAGGGGCUGAGUGAGGUGCCGACCAUUUGCAGAUGCGUAAUUUUUGGAACCGUUUAAAGCGUUGGAUCCAUAAAAGUUUUUUACUUGUGCAACACGAAUGUGAUAUGCCAACCGGAAGUAAUGUAUUUCAGUGUAUUUCAAUCAAAAACUGUAAGUGAGGUAAGAAUGAUUAAUCCUUUUUGUUGAACUUUAUCAGUAACAUUUGAAUCUUAAAAAAAACUAUUGAUUACUGAUAAGUAAUAAAUUAUUAAUUUAAUAUGUAUAGGUUUUUUUUUAUCUUGUCUCCAUAUUAAAAAUAUUGGUAGCCUUUGUUCAUAUAUGCAGAACUGUUUAUUGUUUCAUUCAAUUUGCGUUCAUUUUUUAUUCCACUAUGGUAAAUAUUGAAAUAAAGCUUCUUGUCCUUGAAUGAGCUUUCUCUCCCAUGUUACUAUUAAAAUGACACUUAUUUACGAUUGCCACCAGGGGGCGAAGUCUGACAAACGUGUCGUUAUGUCGUGUGCAGUGAAAGGGCGGCUUAAGGCCUAAAUGGUCGUGUUUAUGAGGAUACUUGCAAAGACGGGAAUUUUGAUGCAUUUGUAUUUUAAAGGCCAAUAAAGCAGCAAAAAUGCUCACGAACUUGCAUAGCAACAUAUGCACGGCUUUUGUUUUCCGGUACAUUGGCACAGAGCUUAAAAGCCGAAGGUAUAUUAGGGACGUCCGCAUAUGCGCGCCGUCCACAUGACGUCAUUUUCGUCAUCAGGAGUGUCCACGGUUGUUAAUCGGCUACUUUGAAAGUUUCGCUAAGACAGACGUGGAGGAAAACUAUA
Misgurnus anguillicaudatus (oriental weatherfish) is the source of this 4926-nucleotide messenger RNA. The record is from RefSeq and is a predicted model, not a curated record. NCBI's taxonomy places the organism in Eukaryota, Metazoa, Chordata, Actinopteri, Cypriniformes, Cobitidae.